Molecule: messenger RNA, 3136 nt
Organism: Larimichthys crocea (large yellow croaker)
Lineage: Eukaryota; Metazoa; Chordata; Actinopteri; Sciaenidae
Gene: spon1b
Product: spondin 1b
Exons: 16
Coding region: 1-2403 (800 amino acids)
Biological process (GO): cell adhesion
Cellular component (GO): extracellular matrix
Source: RefSeq, a predicted model, not a curated record
AUGGGAUUGUACAUGCAGCUGCUGUUCUUGCAUUACGUCUCGAGUUUUGUGUGCAACGCCGUCGCCUUCGUGGAGGAGCCCUCCGGCAGGUCGGACGGUUACUGCGGGCGGAUCGUCCGGGCGCAGACACAGACCCGAAGGGACGGCCACCACCAGUUCAGGCUGAGAGUGGAGGGGGACCCGGAGAGCUACCAGCCUGGCAGCACCUACAGAGUGGUCCUCCUGGCUACCAGCCCGUCUUACUUCAGAGGCUUCACCCUCAUCGCGCUGAAGGACGGCAGAGACGGCACCUCGGACGACGACUACAUCGGCCAGUUCCAGAUCAUCGAUGAGGACGACACACAGUUCAUGACCAACUGUGCGCCUGCAGUGACGGAGAGCACGCCUCGCAGACGCACCAGGAUCCAAGUCUUCUGGACGGCGCCGCCCAGUGGGUCCGGCUGUGUUAUACUGAAGGCCAGCAUCGUGCAGAAGAAGGUCAUUUAUUUCCAGGAUGAGGGCUCUCUCACCAUUCGGCUGUGUGAGAAAGAGCGAGUGUUUGGGGAAGCCACGGAAGCUCCGGCCAUGGAGUGCUGCGCCUGUGGAACGGCCAAGUACAGACUCACCUUCUACGGCAACUGGUCGGAGAAAGAACAUCCCAAAGACUACCCACGACGAGCCAACCACUGGUCAGCUCUGAUCGGUGCGUCUCACUCCAAAGGCUACGUCCUGUGGGAGUACGGAGGCUACGCCAGUGAGGGCGUCCGUCAGGUCGCCGAGUUCGGCUCCCCCAUCAAGAUGGAAGAAGAAAUCCGACAGAAGGGAGAUGAAGUACUGACUGUCAUUAAGACGAAGGCUCAGUGGCCGGCAUGGCAGCCGCUCAACCUACGAGCAGCUCCAUCAGCAGAGUUUUCUGUGGACCGGACCCGUCACCUGAUGUCCUUCCUCACCAUGCUCGGGCCCAGCCCAGACUGGAACGUGGGGCUGUCGGGGGAGGACCUCUGUACCAAGGAGUGCGGCUGGGUCCAGAAGCUGGUGACAGAUCUCAUACCGUGGGAUGCGGGCACUGACAAUGGCGUCACGUAUGAGUCACCAAACAAGCCCACCAUUCCUCAGGAGAAGAUCCGACCCUUGACCAGUUUGGACCAUCCCCAGAGCCCCUUCUACGACCCUGAGGGAGGGGCGAUUACUCCCGUAGCCAAGCUGGUGGUGGAGCGCAUCGCUAGAAAGGGAGAGCAGUGCAACGUGGUCCCAGACACCAUAGAUGACAUCGUAGCUGAUAUUGGACAAGAGGAGAAGGAAGAAGAUGACACGCCGGAGACGUGUAUCUACUCCGGCUGGUCUCCGUGGUCGGCGUGUAGCAGCGCUACAUGUGAAAAAGGUCGCAGGAUGAGGCAGAGGAUGCUGAAGGCCCAGCUGGACCUCAGCGUGCCGUGUCCACAUACUCAAGAUUUCCAACCCUGCAUGGGGCCGGGAUGCAGUUUGGAGGAACCAUCCACAUGCAUGAUGUCUGAGUGGAUCAGCUGGUCGGCCUGCAGCGUGUCCUGCGGGAUGGGGAUGAGGUCCAGAGAGCGCUACGUCAAACAGUAUCCCGAGGACGGCUCGCUCUGCCAGCUAAACACCGAAGAGACGGAGAAGUGUGUCGUCAACGAUGAAUGCUCACCCAGCAGCUGCGUGGUGACUGAGUGGGCUGAGUGGGACCCCUGCAGUGUCACCUGUGGGUUGGGUAUGAGAAGACGUGAGCGCAUGGUGAAGAUGCCUCCCAUCGACGGGUCGAUGUGCAAGACCGAGGUGGCCGAGGUGGAGAAAUGCAUGAUGCCAGACUGCCAUACCAUCCCCUGCAUGCUGUCGCCGUGGUCGGACUGGAGCGAGUGCAGCGUGACGUGCGGGCGCGGUGUACGGACGCGUCAGAGGAUGCUGAAGUCGGAUCCUGCAGAGUGCAACGAGGAGCUGGAGCAGACGGAGAAGUGCAUGCUGCCCGAGUGCCCCGUCGACUGCAUGGUCUCCGAGUGGUCCGAGUGGUCAGAGUGCAACAAGUCCUGCGGUAAAGGACACACCAUCCGAACCCGUAUGAUCAAACUGGAGCCGCAGUUCGGGGGCGGGGCUUGUCCCGAGACCAUCCAGAGGAAGACGUGCAAGAUCAGGAAGUGUCGAAAUAAAAAGGAGUCGAGAGGAGCUGGUGGUGUUGGAGGAGGAAAGAGAAGGAGACGAGGUAAACAGGGCAGAGAUGCAGCGGUCGAGGAGCAGCCAGGUUGCAGGAUGCAGCCGUGGACUGUCUGGUCGGACUGUUCCAAACCGUGUGGAGGGGGGAUCCAGGAACGUUUCAUGACGCUGAAGAAAAAACCUAAAUCUAACGUGCCCACUGCGACGGGCAGCUGUAAGGACCGGAAGGAGAUCCGUGCCUGUAACGUUCAUUCCUGCUAGGUGGCACUACUGAGUACUUAAAUACACGAGUUGUGAAAAAUCUGGGUUUAUUUGACAAAGAUGAUGAUCGGGGAUGAAACUUUUGUGUACAGGAAGGCGAGGUGAGGGUGAGAUGAUGGGAGGACGGGGGGAGGAAGGUGACGAUGAUGAUGAUGAUGAUGUGCAGUUUAGUGAAGCCAUUGUAGGCAUGUAGUUAACAGGGCUGACUUUUACUUUAGACCACAAUGGAAGUAUUAGAGAGUUUUGUCUGUGUCCUGCAAAAAAAUAAGAAUAAUAAUCUUUUCAGGAGUUUUAGAAAAGAUUAAAACAUGCAACAAUUGUUUGUAUAAUUUCAGCAGUCGUGGCCUCUGGGAUGUGACGUAGUUUCAGGACCCUGAUAUUUCCUGGGAAUUCUGAAAACAAACGUAGUCAACUUUCUCGGUACGGUCCAGUCCUGGUUCUUGUUUUUUAAUAAUGAGAUAUAAUAUAAAAUAUAACCAUCCGUAAAAUCCAAUGAAAUUAAAAAUAUAAAAGAAAAUAACGUGUGCUAACAGGCAUUGUUUCAACCCUUUAAUCGGUCUUCUUUGGGCCUAGGCGCACUACGAAAAACAAAUAAGUUGCCAGCCACUGUCAGAAUGGGGUUACGGGUUGCGGGCACAAAACCGUAGGAGCUUCAUGUGAUGCAUUACACUAGUCAUGAUUACAGUGAAAACACUUGUCGUUUGUUUGUUCGGAGCCUGUCUGGUGACAUUUG